Molecule: messenger RNA, 3116 nt
Organism: Heterobilharzia americana
Lineage: Eukaryota; Metazoa; Platyhelminthes; Trematoda; Strigeidida; Schistosomatidae
Source: the annotation of a GenBank genome assembly
CACACUCUCACUUUUAAACCGCGUUUUUAAGGUUUGUACGCUACGCGUACUUGACCUUAUAACGUGUUGCACCUGAUUUGUUUGCAUAUUGUCGUUUGGAAAAAUCAUGGCUAUAUGUGAAGAGAACUUUCAGAAUAACGGCGAAUCAUCCUCUCAGCUCGAUGAUCAUGAUUUUCCUGCUCUUCCAAAGACAGGAUCUGCUCGUCCAGUUAAGAUUCCUGGUGCAAUAUUACCUUCGUUUCAUACAAAAACUACGGAAAUUUUGGAAAUACCGUUUGAGGAAAGGCGGUUUGUGAACCAGGAGAGCGACAACUCUGUAGCUGGUAGGAGGUACAAUGUUCAAAGCAAAAUAUGCAUGGAAAUUGCGAGAGACACAAAUGUUGAGAUGAAUCUUAACAGCUCCAAAAACCAAAUUCUAACGAUUAUCAUCUCGGGGGAACCUAGCAGGGUUGCCGAAGCCAAGAAGAGAGUUACAGCAGAAUUACAGCAACAGGAAGCUGUUCGAAUUCCUGUUCCUGUUGAAUAUCGUGGAUAUUUAAUUGGUCGGAAAGGUGAACGAUUACAAGAAUUGGAGUCUUCUACAAUGACAAGGAUUAGCAUACCUCCCAACAAUGCACUUGAUCCAAAUGUAGUCAUAGUGACAGGUCCCAGAAGAGGAAUUUUAGAAGCAGAGCAUUUGAUAAAUGAAAUUGUUCGCAAGCAAUCCCAGCAAGGUUUCGAACGGUUAUCAAUACCCAAAAUUUACCAUCCCUUUAUUUGCGGCCCGAACAACCAAUUUGUAAAUGAUUUAAAAUCUCGGACUGAUACAAAAAUCAACAUUCCCCCUCCUAGUGUGCCAGCUGAUGAAAUAACAAUAUCGGGUAAGCGUGAUGGUGUUGCACAGGCAGUAAAAGAGGUCCAAGCAAUAUAUCACCAACAGCUUCAAACUACGAAGACCAUCACUGUGAAGGUAGCCAGGUCACAACACCGUAUUAUAUAUGGUCCACGUGGUUCUGGCGUUGCAGAUAUCCUAGCUCAGACUGGUGUCUCAGUGGAAUUACCGAUGGAUGAGGGUAAUGAGGAAGUUGUUUUGCGGGGAAAGCCUGAAGAUCUUGGACGUGCUCUUUCCAUGGUUUAUGAACGAGCUCAAAGCACUAUAUUGGAAGAAAUCGAAGCACCUAAUCGGUUUCACAGACUUUUAAUUGGAAGAGGGGGCGCCAGUUUAACAGAAUUACUGGAGGGAUAUAAGCGAGUCCAAGUGAAUUUUGGAGAAAACUCUGAUAAGAUUUUUGUUGAAGGUCCUUCCGAAGAAGUUGAGGUUAUUGUCAAGCGUCUACGCAAUCGUUUAGCUGAAUUACAAGCUACUGUUGCCACGGUGACGAUGAGGGUGGAUCCUAAAUACUACCGACAUAUCAUUGGAAAAAAUGGUGCUACCAUUGGUCGUCUACGGGAAUACAGAGUGCGAGUAUGGCUUCCUAAUUCAGAACGUGGUGAUUCUUUCGCUUGUGAUGAAAUAGUGAUAGAAGGUGAUCCAGUAGGAGUGGAAAAGGCAAAGCUGGAGAUUCAACAACUUGUAGAGAAGUUGGAAAAUGAGAAAUGCAAAGAUGUAAUUAUUGAUCCGCGCAUUCAAAAUCUGCUGCGCUCGAACUCGAAUGGAACGCCUCCGUAUAUUCGUACAAUUUAUGAUGCAUUCCCGCAAGUGCGUAUUAUUUGGCCAGAAAAUGAUUCCGACGAUUCAAUGUUUGCAGAAAAUCCAACUAAAAGUAUUGUUCAACUUCGAGGUGAUCGUCAGCAAGUUGAUGGAGCGAGUGAAAAGUUACAUAAGCUUAUCAAGCUAGUAAUUGAGGAGAACUACAGACAAGAGAUACAUAUCUUUAAGGAGAUACGACCUGCUUUUCUUGGUCGUGAAUUCCCAAAAGUGCGUAAACUGCUUGAUGAUACGCAUACACGUCUUCAAUUUCCUAAUCCCAGUUCUGAUUCUGACGUGUUCACUGUAAUUGGACGAGAGGAGAAUGUACGACAAGCAAUAGAACAACUAGAAGCAAUGCAAAAGAAACUAGCUUGCGUCAAAGAAGUGACUGUUUCAAUUCCAUCUGCCUUGACAACAAAGUUUGCAGGUGAUCAAGCGCCCAGCCUUCGAUCGAUUUGUGAACAAUGUGAAGGUGUUCAUAUGCGAUUUGCUAACAAAAAUGCCAAAACCCAGUCGAAUCGAAUGGCUACGAAUAAAUUGAGUCAUAUGGAUGUUAUAGUCCUUGGACCUGAGAAAGAAGUUGAUCAAGCAUGUGCUCUCUUAGCUGAACUCAACGCUAAAGUGUCCCAGUUAUGUGCUGAAGUAAGUAUUCAGAGGCAAAAUUUUCAUUUACUCUAAAUCUGUUUCAUCAUUUAUGGAAUCUAGAUACACAUAGUCUUUGUAAAGAUAAAAUGGGACAGUUUGGUUGGCCUUAGUCACGGGAUGGGUUUUGAGCUUUAUUGUCAUAGUGAUCUGCAAGGUAACUAAUACCUUUUUUAUAAUUUAAUUAUUACGGGUGAAAAUUUGUUACAGUAGCGCCAAGGUAACAACUUGCAGCUUCAUUGGUUUACAAAUGCUAUUCAAAAGGGUGACAACUCACUUCAGUCCAGUCGAAACGAGAAAACAACUAUCGAAAUAUUAUUUGAAAAAAAGGUCACCCAAACAAUCUCGUCAAAUAGUGCCUAUGAUAGCGUCACAUAAAUUUGCCUUUUAAGGUAUAUGAUUGUGACGUCCUAAAUCUCAUGAAAAGACUAGUCUAUCAAAUAGCUAGUAGGCAACUAAGACCAGAAAAGAAUCACCUAAAUAUGCAAACCCGCGAGUGUUUUCUUUGUGCUGUCGCAAUAAAGCCAAUGCCAAAAUCGUACAACUUAAACACGUACUCUGUUAAACCUACUGAUACUGUGACUAUGCCAGAAUGAACGUCCUGGAGACCAAAAUGAUAAGUGUACAAUAUAUAUCAAAGAACACCGAAAACUCAUCAAAGUCAAGGUAACUACAAUAACAAUAACGAUGAAAAACGGACAUAGAACUUAACUACAUAUGCCUACGGAUCAUUUUAGUUGGCUGGGCUGUGUGUCGUGGUUAGUUUAUUGGACAAUGUGCAAGCACGUUGAUGUUCGUUGUCGAC